Miniopterus natalensis is the source of this 2758-nucleotide messenger RNA. It is a transcript of the gene ARHGAP36, whose product is annotated as Rho GTPase activating protein 36. NCBI's taxonomy places the organism in Eukaryota, Metazoa, Chordata, Mammalia, Chiroptera, Miniopteridae. The record is from RefSeq and is a predicted model, not a curated record. Gene Ontology annotation, biological process: signal transduction.
AUGGGUGGCUACAUUCUUUUUCUGAAGGCAGCAAGGACACGGUGCCCCAGAAUCAUGCCCCCUUUGUUGUUGAUGUCCGCCUUCAUUUUUUUAGUGAAUGUCCUGGGAGGAGCCCCAGGACACAACCCGGACCGCAGGACGAAGAUGAUAUCAAUACACAGUCUCUCGGAGCUGGAGCGUCUGAAGCUGCAAGAGACUGCUUACCACGAACUCGUGGCCAGACAGUUCCUCUCUGAAUUCAAACCUGACCGAGCUCUGCCUAUUGAGAGUCCAAACACCGUUGAGAAGUGGUUUCUGACUCUGAGAGGACAACAGAGGGGUUCCUCAGUCGUAUCACUCAAGACGUUUGGCGUUCGUCUGGAAGAGGUGCUGGUGAAUGAGUUUGCCCGCGGCAAGCAACUUGAACUGAGAGCCGCUAUGCAGGUUGAAGAUUCUACGGGUCAGACUGCAGGCCGCCGCCGUCGUCGGGGAAACGUGGUGCGAAGGAUGCUUGGCCGAGUGAGGCGCUUUUUCAGUCGCAGACGGGAAGAACCCUCCUUACCCCGGGAGUUCACUCGCCGUGGGCGCCGAGGUGCAAUAUCUGUGGAUAGCCUGGCUGAACUGGAGGACGGGGCCUUGCUGCUGCAGACCCUGCAACUUUCCAAGAUUUCCUUUCCAAUUGGCCAGCGACUUCUGGGAUCCAAAAUGAAAAUGAGCCUCAAUCCGAUUGCUAAGCAAAUCCCCAAGGUUGUUGAGGCUUGCUGCAGCUUCAUUGAGAAACAUGGCUUAACCACAAUAGGGAUUUUCACCCUGGAAUACUCCAAGGAGAGAGUGCGUGAGCUCCGGGAAGAAUUUGAUCAAGGUCUGGAUGUAGUGUUGGAUGACACUCAGAAUGUGCACGAUGUUGCCGCACUUCUCAAGGAGUUUUUCCGUGACAUGAAGGACUCUCUGCUGCCAGAUGAUCUGUACAUUUCCUUCCUCCUAACAGCAACUCUGAAGCCACAAGAUCAGCUUUCUGCCCUGCAAUUGCUGGUUUACCUGAUGCCACCCUGCCACAGUGACACCUUGGAGCGUCUGCUGACGGCCCUGCAUAAAAUCACUGAGAACUGCCAGGACUCCAUUGGCAUUGAUGGACAGUUGGUUUUUGGCAACCGUAUGACUUCCAGCAAUUUGGCAUUGGUGUUUGGAUCUGCUCUCCUGAAGAAAGGGAAAGUUGGCAAGAGGGAAUCCAGGAAAACAAAACUGGGGAUUGACCACUAUGUUGCUUCUGUCAAUGUGGUCCGUGCUAUGAUUGAUAACUGGGAUAUUCUCUUUGAGGUGCCUCCCAAUAUUCAGAGGCAGGUUGCUAAGCGUGUGUGGAAAUCCAGUCCUGAAGCCCUUGAUUUUAUCAGACGCAGGAAUUUGAGGAAGAUCCAGAGUGCACGUAUAAAGAUGGAAGAGGAUGCUUUACUUUCUGAUCCAGUGGAAAACUCUGCUGAAGUCCGGGCUGCUGUCCUUCCUCAAAGCAAGCCCUUUGAUGAAGGUUCCUCUGAGGAGCCAGCUGUGCCUUCCGGCACUGCCCGUUCCCAUGACGAUGAGGAAGGAGCGGGUAACCUUCCUAUUCUGGAGCAAGACCGCCCAUUGCUCCGUGUGCCCCGGGAGAAGGAGGCCAAAACUGGCACCAGCUACUUCUUACCUUAGAUGGUUUUCCUUCUAUAAGGUGCAGGACAGGGGAAAAGGGUUGGGGUAUAUCUGAAAUAUCACAGGAAAUAUUAAAGAGUGUGUCUUGAAGGUAAAGAUUUGAGGGUGAGAAGGAGUUCCACCUGAUGCUCAGGUCAGGCUGAGAAGUCCAAACACACUGCCAGCCCCUUCACUGGGGAUGCUUGGUCCCUUCAGCUGGUAAAAGCAGAGAAGUUUCUGUGUCAUACCCAGGAUCCCUGGGUGCUAUCUUGCCUUUCUCUUUUACCCCUGAUCCUGGCUUUUCCACAUUACAGCCCUUCCUUUAAUUGAUGUGACAUUUGUGGUAAACACCUGUCUCAGAGAAGCUCACAAAUCUCGAGGUGCUUUCCCUCCCCCAAAGAGGAAUUGCAUGUUUUCCUGACUUUCCUAUUCUACUCCUGAGAGCUCAAUUGGAAAGGCCCUCAAGAGGCAUGCUAGAAUGUUAGGUCAGCCUACUGACUGCUGACAAACAAUCAAUGCUAAACCAUGUCACACCAACUCAGCCGUGUCCCCGCAGCAACUCCACCACCUCAGGCUAUUUCUUUUUGCCAAAUUAUUUAGACCAAUGGCUGGUCAAACAACGACUCCCAAAAUUAUGUGCAGUCUUGCUCAGGUAGAGCCAACAGGGCCAUCUCAAGUGUAAGUCUAACUAGCUUUCCUUUGGUCAAAUUUAGAGGAAAAAUUUGAUUUUAAUACCUUGAUUUGUUUUACAGACAGCUGGUGUUCACACCCUGUUGUCAGCAAAACAGCUAGUUAGAUAUGGACACAUAGUUCCAGCUAGUUAAAGUCACCUGAAUACAAAUAUUAUCUAUCGUCUCUGUAGUUCCUCUAUGCAGGACGUUACAAAUUUGCGGGACAUGCUCUGGUAACACAUAGAUAUGGGCUAUGUAUGACAUCCAAAAUUAUACCUGAUAUUGAGGCAUAACAACUGCUAAUGUCCAUAGACUGAAGAGUGUAUUGUAUUGAGGGAUAGAAAUUGUUCACAUAUUGGGUAACAACCUUAGAGCUCGAAGAUUUGUGAUUGUUAAAACUUCUCUGGCAUUUAAUCAUUAAUAAACAUCUGUAUUGUGACAGCAGCAUA